Stegodyphus dumicola is the source of this 4115-nucleotide messenger RNA. RefSeq names its product SWI/SNF-related matrix-associated actin-dependent regulator of chromatin subfamily A-like protein 1 (gene Marcal1). Gene Ontology annotation, molecular function: ATP binding. The record is from RefSeq and is a predicted model, not a curated record. Gene Ontology annotation, biological process: DNA repair; replication fork processing. Lineage: Eukaryota; Metazoa; Arthropoda; Arachnida; Araneae; Eresidae. Gene Ontology annotation, cellular component: nuclear replication fork.
UUGGCGAUUGGGUAUUUGCUACGCUCGUUUUUCAAAUGGCUGUGUAAACAAAGUGCAGUAUGUUCAAAAUUCUUCGUGGGAAUAAUGUUUCUUUUUAAAAGAUAAAGUUCUGGAACCGUUUGGCCCUCAUUUAAUAGGUCAUUAAAUUUAUGGUUCUCUGAGUGAUUGUAUGGACUUCUAGAAUGAAUCAGCUUACUGAAGAACAGCGUAAGAGAAUUGAAGAAAACCGACGCAAAGCCCUCGAAAAAAGAGCUGCUAGAUCUGCCCUUGAAAAAGGGAAUAAGUCAACUAGUCAAGCUGUAAAAGAAAUUAAUUUAACAAAUACAAGUUCCUUUUCUAAAAAUUCUUUUGAGCCAAGUAAGAGCAGUGAAACAUAUGCUAAUAACAUUGCCGUAAAGAACACUAUUUCUAUAGCUUCAAAUUCAUCUUUGUCUUUGAAUGUUAAAAAUGAAAAUACUAUUAAUUAUAAUUUAUUUGGCAAAGAAAAAGAAACUAUUAGGGGUUCAUGUGUGCUUCUUUCUCGUAAGCGAUUUUAUGUAGAUGUGGGUUAUCAUAAGGAAAUGAUUGAUAUUUUUAAAACCAUCCCCAGUAGACUUUAUGAUGUUAAAACAAAAAAAUGGAAUUUUUUAAUUGAGGAUCAUGAUAAACUUAUUUCACUUUUAAAGCCUUUACAACAAAAGGUAUUAAUAGCAGGAUUACCUCGAGUGCUAUUAAAACUUUUUAAUAAAACAACUGAAAAUAGGGAGAUUAAUGAUUGUGAUUUAUCAAUGUUAGAUCCUGUUUUGUUGAAUGCUUUACUCCCUUUUCAGAAAAUUGGUGUUAAAUUUGGGGUACAGCAUAAAGGUCGAGUUUUGAUUGCAGAUGACAUGGGUUUAGGGAAAACCAUACAAGCCAUUGGAAUUGCUGAUUAUUUUAAAAAUGAUUGGCCCUUGUUGGUUGUAACACCUUCAUCAGUGAGGUACAUGUGGCUAGAAGCAUUCCAUACCUGGUUGCCAUCUUUAAAUAGUCAAGAAGUAACUGUUAUAGGUUCAAGUAAAGAACACAUUCCUAAUGAUAAAGUGAUUAUAAUGAGUUACGAUUUAUUGACAAAAAUGCAAGGUGCCAUUGAAAAAAGAAAAUUUAAAAUGGCUAUUAUGGAUGAAUGCCACUUUUUGAAAAAUCCGAAAUCUGCUCGCACUAAAGCAGCAGUUGCCAUCUUAAAAAGUAUCAAUCGAAUUAUCAUGCUUUCAGGAACACCUGCUCUUUCUAGACCUAUUGAACUUUACAGUCAAUUGUCAAUUUUGCGGCCUCGUGACUUUUUCGGUUAUGUAGAAUAUGGCAUACGUUAUUGUAAUGGCAAAAAAGCAUCAUGGGGCUGGGAUUUCCAUGGCUCUUCUAAUAUGGAAGAAUUACAAAUAUUACUUGAAGAAAUUGUAAUGAUUCGGCGGCUAAAGUCAGAGGUUAUUAAACAACUUCCAGCCAAAUAUCGUCAGAUGAUAGUUCUUGAUCCAUCUCUUGUGCCUGCUAAAAAGAUUUUGAAAACUAUGGCAGGACAACUGAAAGAAAGUACACUGAAAGGCAUGGAAUGGCGAGGGGUGCUUCUACAAUAUUUCCAUGAGACUGGUGAUGUAAAACUUAAAGCUAUAUGUGAAUAUGUCUUGGACUUACUGGAAAGUGACAGAAAAUUUGUUUGCUUUGCUCAUCAUCAGAAUGUUUUAAAGGGUAUAUGUGAAGCUGUUGAAAAAAAGAAGAUUGAUUACAUACGCAUAGAUGGUUCAGUUAAUGCUGAGCAGCGUAAAAAACUCUGUGAUAAAUUCCAGCUGCAAGAUACUUGCAGAGUAGCUAUAUUGAGUAUAACAGCAGCUAAUUGUGGCAUCACACUGACUGCUGCAAGUCUUGUGGUUUUUGCAGAACUUUUCUGGAAUCCUGGUAUUUUAACGCAAGCUGAGGACAGAGUUCACCGAAUUGGCCAGGAAGACUGUGUUGUUGUGCAGUAUUUGGUUGCAAGAGGAACAGCUGAUGAUGAAAUAUGGCCUCUUGUACAAAGGAAAUUAGAUACUUUGAAUAAAGCUGGACUUAGUAAAGAUACUUUCAUGAAUGCAGACACUGUUGUCCAAGAAAAUUCUUUGCAGCCUCGAUUAGAAGAUUUUUGGAAUGAGCUUAAUACUUCUUUGGACAUCUCUGAAUUAGAUGAUAAUUUUGAUGCCCCUGAAAAGCGACUUAAACUGGAUAGCUGAUCAGUCAUAUGUGAAACUAAAACUGUAUGUGUCUGCUUUAAGUACACAUUAGGUUUUUCCUUAUAUUAUUUGAUAAAUGUGUGCAAUAUAUCAAUUGUUCAUGCAGUUAUGAAAGAAAAUUCCUAAGCAUCAAGUUCAAGACAAAGGAUUCAUUGAAAUACUUUUAAGAAUAUUUUCAGUAUUUCAGUACUUUUAAGAUUGUUUUUAAAUUCUAAUUGUUUAAGUAAAAUUAUACAGAAAGUUUUAGUCUUAAAUGUGUUUUUGCAUUUUUAAUCUUUUCGCUGUACUUCCUGCCAUUAUAUAUAUAUAUAUAUUAAUUUUUGUAGAAGAUAAAGAUUGGCAUUACUAAUGAAGAAUCUGCUUUUGUAUUUAUUGUGUCAAAUUAGAAGUUAGAUAUCCAAAUGUUUAUUGCAGUAUAAAAAACUGUAAAACCUUUAUGGAGUUUUAACAAUGUAUUCUAUAUGCAUGUAUCAUGGGAAAUUUCAAAUUAGUGUUUAAUAUCUAUUCAUGGUAAAAUAGGUAGUACUUCUUUUGCCAAGUAAGCUAAGAAGAGCAAAAUUUUACUUAAUGUAGUUUAAAUUAGAAAUAUAUAUAUUUUUUUCAAAUUUUUCAUGAUUUGUUGUAGAAGUUCAUUAUCUUCUGUGCAUUUGAAAAUAAAUGCAAUCUUUUCACUGUAUUGUUAAUUUUUUAUAUAUAUGAUGAUCUGAACAAUAAAUUUUAAACUAUGUCUAGUUAAUAAAAUGUGAAAUAGAUGUUCUUUGUUUGCCCUCCCUUUGCUAUGUUAGAAUGUGAUUGAAUAAUUAAUUAUACAAGCAUACAAAAUUUUAUUGGUAGAAUUUUAUCAUAACUUUGGAGACAUCAACACAAUAAAACAUUAUUUUAUUUUUAAUGAAAUCUUAUGACAAUUGGAGAUUUAUAUCAUUCAACAAUAACAAUAAAAGGGAACUGGUUACUAGUUCCCACCCGAACAUCCUUUUACUAAUAACUUUUCUUCAGAAUAAUAAUGUAGGCAAAUGCUUCAUUAUACUUUGUAAUAAUUAAGAUACUGCUGUUGACCACUUGUAAUGUAUUGUACACAGUAACCUUUUGCUUUUGUAUUUAGGAAUAUUUCUUCUGAGUAAUGUUCACUUGACUUCUAAAUACUUAUAUACUAUGAAAUAUAUAUUUUAUACUACAUUUACAAUAUACAACAAAUUAUGUAAAAUGCAUGUUCAAACUGUAUCAUUUUUGUACUAAAAUCAUUUUAAGAUGAAUAUGUAUAAUUAUAAAAAAUUGAAAUUUUUGUAACUUCAUACCUGAAUUUAUAUUUGAGUUGAUUGCUUUGUUAAUUCUAAAAAAAUACAUAUUAGAAGACAAAUACAAAAGAAAGCCACAUCUUAUUUUUGAGUUCAAACGAGAAUUUGAAAUGAAACCCAUAUAAAGUCUUGCAGAAUUCUGUUUUUUUCUCCCUCAAAAAUACUGUAAUGAAUAAUUAAUUUUCUUUUGAAAAUGUAUUUAAAUUAUCAAAAGCAUUCCUUACAUUUGAAAUAAAUAUACUGGUAUAUAGAAGUGAAUAUUUUCAUUUGGAAAGCUUUUUCAUGUAGAAAAUGAAAAAUAUUUGAAAACUGUUAAUUGGUUUCAGUAUAUGUGUUUUGAUUAUAUGUAUGUGCAGUUUUUCAGUAUAUGUAUUGUGAAUAUGCAUAUACUUAUAUAUUUAAAACUGAAAUGCUGGUUCAUUUACAUACGCUUGUAUAUUUGAAAUCAAAUGUUAAGUCAGUGCAACUUUAAUUAGCAUAGUAAAUGUACUAGGUUAGUUAAUUUUAUAUAUUUGUUAUGCUUAGUUUCGUACAUUUGCCAUACUGUAUAAAAGUGUUAAAUUUUUUUGAAAUGUAAAUAAACUUGAUAUUCUUUUAAAUUUAA